Molecule: messenger RNA, 1330 nt
Organism: Cydia amplana
Lineage: Eukaryota; Metazoa; Arthropoda; Insecta; Lepidoptera; Tortricidae
Product: CD151 antigen-like
Exons: 7
Coding region: 388-1188 (266 amino acids)
Cellular component (GO): plasma membrane
Source: RefSeq, a predicted model, not a curated record
UUCUGAUUAUAAGCGUCUGUGAAGGAUUGCUGGUAUCGGGGCCCGAGUGGAAAUUCUGAGUCAGUACGGCAGCAACGCUGUGGUAAUAGUAACGUGUUUGCGAGUCCCGAAUACUUUUGUGCCGAUGUUACGCGAUUUUCGCGCGCAAUCUAGACUGGAGAUUUGAGAUGCAUGUGUUCAAGUGUGUUACAGUUUCUUCCAAGCACUGAUACCCUGAGGAAAGUGUAAAUAUUAGUGAUUUAAGUGAAUGUGUAGUAUAAUAUUGUACUUAAUAGUGUACAGUGAUUACGGACCGAGGCGUAGUAUUGAAAGAUUCUUCAGCUGAAAAGGCGAACAGACGAGACCAUGAGCAGUGGAAGGUGAGGGCGCCGUAACGGACCAGUAACCAUGGCAGAAGAGAAGAAGAAAGACGGAACUGAACUCUUGAGCAAAAAGAAAAAAGUCAAACCACGAAAAUCCAGGGACGCAGACUGCUGUAGUGUAAAUUUUCUAAAAUGUGUUCUGCACAUAUUCAAUGUGGUGUUUUUGUUUGCAGGCGUAGGCGUGCUAUGUGUCGGCGCGUGGACGGUGUCGUCGCGACACCGCUACGUGCCGCUGCUGCCGUCGCCGACGUAUCCCGCCAUAGCGUAUCUGCUGAUCGCGGCCGGGGCCGCCGGCCUGCCGCUGGCCGCGCUCGGCUGCUGCGGCCUCAAGACUGAGAACAGAACCAGUUUACUCUGUUACACAUACUUCCUGCUCAUAACGUUCUUCCUGGAGGCGGGCGCGGGCGCGCUGGCGUACUACUACGAGGUGGAGGUGGAGCCCGAGCUGCAGGCGGGGCUCAACAGCACCUUCGUCAGCAACUACGCGCUCGACACGGUCGUCACGGACGCGGUGGAUCGCAUGCAGACUGAGUUUAAAUGCUGCGGCGCAGUGGACUACAAAGACUGGCGGCGAAGCAUAUGGCACGAAUAUGACCCGGAGCUCCUAGUGCCGGACUCGUGCUGUAAGACGGUCACGCCGCGCUGCGGAGCCCGCGACCAUCCCUCCAACAUAUACUACACGGGCUGCGUCCGGCACUUCAUAAUCCACAUCCGCGAGCACCUGAUCAUCCUGGCGGCGGUGGGCGUGGGCAUGUCCGUGAUCCCCAUGUUCGGGUUCGUGUUCGCGUGCGUGCUGUACGUCAAGAUCAAGCACGUGGUCGACUGACCGAGGCCUAAGCCCUCGUCGGCCAACACUCGCAAGGUGUUCGACAAGUCCGCCUCCGUCGGCGACCUGUCCCGGGCCGGCCGAGGCUGCGCCGCGCGGCCGCGGCCGCUGCCGCGCCCGCCGCCGCGCACGCGCACGCCGC